AUGUUCGAAGUAAAUCAGACAAAGAUAACUGAAAUUCUUCUGUUGGGAUUUCAGAAUCAACAAAAUGUUAACUCCAUCCUGUUUGUUCUGUUCCUUGUGAUCUACAUCUUGACGUUAGUCUGGAACCUGCUGAUUAUUAUAUUGGUGGCCAAGUUUCAGAGUCUGCAAUCUCCCAUGUAUUUCUUCCUCACUCAGUUAUCGGUGUGCGAUAUCCUUCUGACCACAAAUAUAGUCCCCAACCUGCUCCAUGUUAUAAUUAAUGGAGGAAGCACGAUAUCUUUAGUUGGCUGCAUCUCUCAGUUUUACUUUUUUUGUGUUUCAGAAGGUACAGAGUGUUUCCUUCUCGCAAUGAUGUCCUACGACCGGUAUUUGGCCAUUUGUCGCCCACUGCAUUACACGUCCAUCAUGGGUUUUAGGCUCUGUUUCCAACUCAUUCUUCUUUCCUGGCUUUUAGCAUGUAUACCAACAUUUAUUCUCGCACCUCAAGUUUCUGCUUUACAGUUCUGUGGUCAUGUCAUUGACCAUUAUUUCUGUGACCUUGGUCCCCUACUAGAGCUUUCUUGUGCAAAGCAUUCACUUCUUGAAAUCGUAGAUUUUGUCCUAGCCAUACCAUUUGUAGCUGUGCCUUUCUUCUUUAUUAUUUUUACAUAUGUUUCCAUUUUUAUCACUAUCCUUGGAAUUUCCUCCAGCCUUGGGAGGCAGAAAGCCUUCUCCACCUGCAGCUCUCACCUGACCGUAGUGUGCGCCUUCUAUGGGACUGUCAUAACAGUUUAUAUGACUCCUUCCAAAGGGCUAUCAUUUAAUAUAAAUAAAGUGUUAUCUCUUCUAUAUACAGUACUAUGUCCAUUUUUUAACCCAAUUCUAUACAGUCUUAGGAAUGAAGAUAUCAGAAUACAUUUAAACAGAUUUAUUUUGAGAAGCCUAAGAAGGAUUUAA
Spea bombifrons (plains spadefoot toad) is the source of this 936-nucleotide messenger RNA. Its product is annotated as olfactory receptor 11L1-like. Gene Ontology annotation, molecular function: olfactory receptor activity; G protein-coupled receptor activity. Gene Ontology annotation, biological process: G protein-coupled receptor signaling pathway. The record is from RefSeq and is a predicted model, not a curated record. Gene Ontology annotation, cellular component: membrane. The coding region runs from base 1 to 936 and encodes 311 amino acids. The transcript has a single exon. NCBI's taxonomy places the organism in Eukaryota, Metazoa, Chordata, Amphibia, Anura, Pelobatidae.